Messenger RNA from Pistacia vera, 716 nucleotides. RefSeq lists its product as uncharacterized. The transcript has 5 exons. Bases 225 to 482 code for a protein of 85 amino acids. The record is from RefSeq and is a predicted model, not a curated record. Lineage: Eukaryota; Viridiplantae; Streptophyta; Magnoliopsida; Sapindales; Anacardiaceae.
CAGCCCACAAAAUCACCGUCAAGAUUUCAACAACUUCCCGCUGCAUCAGGUUGAUUUAUACUCGUAUUUAGCAUUCUUGUUUAUUUGUUUUUGUUUUGACCACUUUCGUUUGCGGCAUUGAGUUUUGCUUACAAUAUUUCCAAUUUCUGAUUGAAUCUCGUCACCUUCGUAACAAAGCUUGGUUCAGUUAGUUCAAUUUCAACGACACAGUUCGACAUUAUACCAUGGAUCCACGUUACACUGGAGAAAUAUUGAAGCAUUUGGAGAAACAGAAUGAGCUUCUUACUGAGGUCCACGGAUCAAUGUCUCAUGAAUUGCAUGAACUUCAGGUUGAGGAAGAGAUGUUGAUGCGUAAAUUUUAUGAGCUUAUGACUGCACAGGGUCUAAAUAAAAAGAAAGAAGCCACUGUUAAUGUUUCAGAUGAUGGUGAAGAGGGAAACUCCACUGCUUUAGUUUGUUUAACUAGCAAUGAUCAACAGUGAGGAUGUCAAGUUUGUUCAGUUUUAAUCUAUUGUUUCAAAUUUUGUUAAUAUGAGUUUUUGCCGCUUCAAUUUGGGCUUCAGCAGUGAAAGAGUUUCAGGAUUCUUUAUUCGCUUGUAAGCACAUAUUAAUUGUAUAGGAGCUUUAGUUUCAUUUUUCAACAGAGAGAAUGUUUGUUACAAGGAAUGGCUUGUUAAAUUGAGGAUGUAAAUAUGCAUUUUUGAGUAUACCUGUGG